This is a messenger RNA of Cygnus olor (mute swan), 1858 nucleotides long. RefSeq names its product cysteine sulfinic acid decarboxylase (gene CSAD). NCBI's taxonomy places the organism in Eukaryota, Metazoa, Chordata, Aves, Anseriformes, Anatidae. The coding region runs from base 242 to 1723 and encodes 493 amino acids. The record is from RefSeq and is a predicted model, not a curated record. The transcript is spliced from 14 exons. Gene Ontology annotation, biological process: carboxylic acid metabolic process. Gene Ontology annotation, cellular component: cytoplasm. Gene Ontology annotation, molecular function: pyridoxal phosphate binding; sulfinoalanine decarboxylase activity.
GGCCGCACUUUGCCCCUGUCCGCUGGGAGGGGACGCGGGUGCCGGCUGCCGCCCUUCGCCCCCGCGCUUGUGGUGAGAAAUCGGGCGAGGUGAGGGGAACGGGGGGGCCGGGGCAUCGUCCCCUGGAAACAGGGACCCCCGCGGGGGAGUGACGGCCGCCCCGUGUCCGUCUGUCCCUCCGUGUGUCCGUCCGUCCUGUGUCCGUCCGUCCCGCAGGGAUGAGCGGCGUGGCGGGGCCGUGAUGGCGGAGGGCAGCGCGCUGGAGCGGCCGGGCCUGGACAGGGCGGCGGGGGAGGAAUUCCUGCGGGAGGCCUUCGAGGUGCUGCUGGACGAGGCCGUCCGCAAGGGCACGGACACGGCCCUCAAGGUGUGCGACUGGAGGGAGCCGCGGGAGCUGCGGGCGCUGCUGGACCUGGAGCUGCGCAGCCACGGGGAGCCCCCGCAGCGCCUGCUGCAGCGCUGCCGCGAUGUCGCCCGCUACAGCGUCAAGACCGGACACCCCCGCUUCUUCAACCAGCUCUUCUCGGGGCUGGACCACCACGCGCUGGCGGGACGCCUGCUGACCGAGGCCCUCAACACCAGCCAGUACACGUACGAGAUCGCCCCGGUGUUCGUGCUGAUGGAGGAGGUGGUGCUGGCCAAGCUGCGGGAGCUGGUGGGAUGGGGCAGCGGCGACGGCACCUUCUGCCCCGGAGGCUCCGUCUCCAACAUGUACGCCAUGAACGUCGCCCGCUUCCAGCGCUUCCCCGAGGGCCGGCAGAGGGGCAGCCGGGCCCUGCCGCGCCUGGCGCUCUUCGCCUCACAGGAGAGCCACUACUCCGUCGAGAAGGGGGCCGCCUUCCUGGGCAUCGGCACCGACAACGUCUUCCUGGUGCGCGCGGAUGAGAGGGGGAAGAUGAUCCCCGAGGAGCUGGAGAAGGAGAUCGAGAGGGCGAAAGGCGAGGGCGCCGUGCCCUUCUUCGUCAGCGCCACGUGCGGCACCACCGUCCUGGGCGCCUUCGACCCGCUGGGCAGCGUGGCGGACGUGUGCCAGCGCCACGGCCUCUGGCUCCACGUGGACGCCGCCUGGGGCGGGAGCGCGCUGCUCUCCAGGACGCACCGGCACCUCCUGGCCGGCAUCGAGAGGGCUGACUCGGUGGCCUGGAACCCGCACAAGAUGCUGGCGGUGGGGCUGCAGUGCUCAGCUCUGCUCCUCCGCGACACCUCCGGGCUGCUGCAGCGGUGCCACGGGGCGGGCGCCGCGUACCUCUUCCAGCCCGACAAAUUCUACGACGUGGCGUACGACACUGGCGACAAGACGGUGCAGUGCGGCCGCCGCGUCGACUGCCUCAAGCUCUGGCUGCUCUGGAAGGCCGUGGGCACCGAGGGGCUGGAGCGCCGCGUUGACAGGGCCUUCGCCUGCACCAGGUACCUGGCGGAGGAGCUGAGGCGGAGGGACGGCUUCCAGCUGGUGCUCGAGCCCGAAUUCAUCAACCUCUGCUUCUGGUUCGUGCCGCCCAGCCUGCGGGGCCGCGAGGGCCGCGAGGAUUUCUGGCCGCGGCUGGGGAAGGUGGCCCCCGCCAUCAAGGAGAGGAUGAUGAAGGAGGGCUCCAUGAUGGUGGGCUACCAGCCCCACGGCACCAGGGUCAACUUCUUCCGGCAGAUCGUCACCAGCCCCGCCGUCACCAGGGCCGACCUCGACUUCUUCCUGGACGAGAUCGAGAGGCUGGGGCGCGACCUCUAGGGCCCUGCACGCCCCCCUGGGGGGGGACAUUUGGGGACCGAGGGCGGGGGGUGCUCCCCCUGCUCGUACCCCAGUGAAGGCUGGACCGGCCUCCACCGUGCUGUGAGGAUGGGUGGAAUAAACCCCUUUUUACCG